Panthera uncia (snow leopard) is the source of this 897-nucleotide messenger RNA. RefSeq lists its product as uncharacterized. Lineage: Eukaryota; Metazoa; Chordata; Mammalia; Carnivora; Felidae. The coding region runs from base 34 to 768 and encodes 244 amino acids. The transcript has 3 exons. The record is from RefSeq and is a predicted model, not a curated record.
GGAGACGGGGACCGCGGGUCGGCCCCUGGACGCAUGCGCCGGGGAGGCAGUGCGCCUGUGCGGCCGCGAGCGCCACCUUCCAGGGUCGCUUCUGCGGCUUCUUUUGGUCGGGCUCGCAUGCUGCGGGGCGCGCGGCGGGCGGCUGUAGCGGGAAGCCGGCCGGGAUGGGAUGCCAGCGCACUCUGGGCAGGAAGUGCGGCUGCCAGGGAUUGCGGAGCCGGGCCGGAGGCGCAGGGCCGGCGGCGCCCUCCUUAUGACGGAGAGGACGUUGGUGGGUUGCAGCGUCGCAGCCACCGCCGCACCGCCCCGGGUGCGCGAGCAGCGGUGGCAGGGCCUCCGCCAGAGCCUCCUGAGGCCAUCCACGGCCACGUGGGCGGCUGGGUGAGUCAACCACCCUCGGGACAGAGUUGCUGGGCCUUCCGCAAGAGUUCGCACGUGCAGCGAAAGUGGCCAGUCUUUUCUUUAAUGGAACUGCAGACACCGGAAUUUCUUCAUGCUUUGUUACCGGUAUCCACUGCUACCACGGCCAUUUCUCCUGGUCAUCUGGGCUCCGUGUUGGUUCCGUUUUCGCCAAGUUUAAUGGCAACCAAUCCAUUGUCAUCCGUGUUUAUCACUAACAGGAUGAAGUCUCAAGAACGGAGAAGACUGCCUGGAUUUGGAGGAAGUGGCCAAGUAGGGAGUCUGUUAAGGCGGCAUUAUGGAGUGUUUUUUGGAAACCACUGUGGCAAUAAAACGUUUUUGAGACGGGAAGUCUGCGUGGAGCUUUAAUGGGCGUAAGGAGGGGCGCUCAGUAGUACUUCGGCCGCAGUGCCACCAAAUGGCUGUCCUUCCAGCUCCAAGAUGAGAAAGUGAUUAUGAGAGAAAGAGCAAAGGGAGGGAGAGAGAAAGAGAGGUGGG